This is a messenger RNA of Morus notabilis, 1212 nucleotides long. RefSeq lists its product as uncharacterized. The transcript has 4 exons. The record is from RefSeq and is a predicted model, not a curated record. Lineage: Eukaryota; Viridiplantae; Streptophyta; Magnoliopsida; Rosales; Moraceae. Bases 1 to 699 code for a protein of 232 amino acids.
AUGAAUUCUUUUGGUUAUGGUGGUAUUCCUGUUGAUGCCCAAGUCCAACAGAAUGUGGAAGGACAAUUUCCUACUAACAAAUUUAUUAUGCAUGAAUCACAAACACAACCAACUGAGGAACCUGUAAAUCCGAGCCAUAGUGGACGUAGUGGUGGUCGUGGUCGUAAUGGUGGUGAGCGUGGAGAAGAGACAAGUGCAAGUGUUAGUGCAAGUGUUGCAAGCUCUAAGAGGAAAUACAAGCGCAUUUCGAUAGUUCGGGAGCACUUCGACACAAUUGAGGAGAUCCAUCCCCAACGUCCUUAUUCCCUUUCUUCACCAUCUUCUUCAGAAACUCUCAUCGGCCCUCUUCUCCAGACGCCGCUCCUCCUCCGCCGCCUUCCAGUCCUCAAGAAAUUCUCUGUAGCUCUAGAUCUCUCUCUCGCUCCUCUCUCUAGCCGCUUCUCGCCGUCGCCGACUCUGAUUCUCACUGUCGCCGCUCCCGAUUCUCGCUGCCGCCGCCGAUUCUCGUCGUUGCCGCCAGUUGCCGAAAAGCCAGAGACAUCUCUCCUCACCAUCAACACCUCCUCCUUCUUUCUGAUGAUUGGGAGUGGAUGUGCAUCAAUUGGUUUGGCGAUGAUCAAUGACAGAAAAAAGCACAGGUUGUUGUGGAAAAUCAUUUCAAAAAGCCAGCAGGUUAUUUGGGUGGCUCAAGAUCUAUAGUUCAACAUUUAGAGGAAGUUCAUGUAAUUAGUUUUCACCCACUUAAGUAUAUUACCACUUGAAACCAUAAUUACUAAACACUUUAUCAUUUCGUUUGAUUUUGUAUUUUUUUUUCUCUAACUUGAAAGUUUAUAACAUUUCGCCUAAUGCAAGAACAAAUGAUCAAGAUUCGCAAUACUCGUUUAAGUGAAGUACCAAAGGAGUCAAAACUUGACUCUGAUGCGGAAGAAGAAAUUUACUGUCAAGUUUUAUCAAGUGUGGCAUAGGUCUUGUGACUCUUGUCUAAAAAUAGCGUCACAAGCUCGCAAAUUUAGAAGGUCGGGAUAUAAAAAGCUUCAAAAUGAAGUUCAGGAAAACAAUCGUCGUAUGUCGGAUAUGGAAAUUCUAAUGAAGCAAUAACAAUAGUUUAUUCAAAAGCUACUUCAACAGAUAAAUUCGUCAUCAGAUCAUCCUGGACAUUCCGUCCCAAGAAGAGAAGAUCAUUCGCCACCGUCACCACCGGUCUCAGUUUGU